AUGAACCAAUUAUAAAAUAGGAAAGAUUCAGAGAAUUCUGAUCUAGAUGAGCCAUUAAUUAAAAAAUAACCUGCGGCUCCAGCCCAGACUGUUCCUAACCCGGCUGAAGAGCACCUUCUUAUUUACAUGGAUGGCAGAAUAUCUCCUGAAACAUAUUCACCAAAUGUCAUUAACAAUUAAAAGUAUACAGUACAAAACUUUAUUCCCAAAGUUUUGUAUAACUAGUUCAAGUACUUCUUCAAUUUAUUCUUUUUACUGAUUGCACUUUCUCAAUUCAUUCCUCAGUUUAAAGUCGGUUUUCUCUUUUCCUAUGUUGCACCAUUAGUUAUGGUACUCACAUUUACUAUGUGCAACGAAGCUUACGAUGACUAUAAGAGAUACAUAAGAGAUACCGAAUAAAAUACUUAAAAGUAUAAUGUAAGAAGGGAUGGAAGCUCUUAUGAAAUCAAUGCAAGUGAGCUCAAGCCUGGAGAUUUAGUUGAGGUUAGAGCCAACUAAAGAGUACCUGCAGAUUUGGUUUUAAUUUGUACUUCUGAAGAAGAUGGUACAGUUUUCAUCAGAACAGAUUAAUUAGAUGGUGAAACUGAUUGGAAAUUAAGAAAAUCAAUUAAAUAUACAUAGAAACGUAAAAACUAUGAUUUAUAAAAGUUAAAUGGUUGCGUUCGUGCAGAUAUUCCCAGAAUAGAUAUUUACAAGUUCUUUGGUUUAUUCAAAUCCACUGAUACUGACUCUGAAAAUAAAGAUGAGUACCGUGAACCUCUCUCUCUUGAAAACACACUCUGGGCUAAUACUUAUGUUGCUGCUGGUGAAGUUGUUGGUUUGGUUGUUUAUACAGGUAAAGAUACUCGUUCUGUCAUGAAUACCAGAGAAUCUAGAUAUAAAUUUGGUUUGGUUGACUAUGAACUUAAUGGCUUGACUAAAACUUGUUUCGGAUUAAUGUGUUUGCUUGCCUUUAUGAUCAUUCUUGCUAAAGGAUUUGGUCCUAAUUGGUUCAUUCAAUAUUUCCGUUUCGUUCUAUUACUUUCUAGUAUUAUUCCUAUUUCCUUACGUGUUAAUUUGGAUGCUGCUAAAAUUAUUUUUUCUUAUAAGAUCAACAACGAUCCUUAAAUCCCAGGUACUAUCACUCGUAAUUCUUAAAUUCCUGAAGAAUUGGGAAGAGUUUAGUAUAUUUUAUCUGAUAAAACUGGCACUUUAACUUAAAAUGAUAUGAUUUUCCGUAAACUCUGCUUAGAAAGUACCUUAUUUACUGAUAAAAAUCUUAAGAAAUUAUCUAAUAUAGUUAAGAAGUAAUGCUAUGUAGUAAAUGGUCCUUGUUCUGACGUUGCAGAAAAAGUUAAAGCAGAUUAACAAUCUGGUAAUCGUCGUCGUAUGUAUCGUCGUGAUCGUGAAUUAGUUGUUAGAGAUAUCAUAACAGCUUUAGCCGUUUGCCAUAAUGUUACUCCAGUUAUUGAUUAAGGAUAGAAAGUUUAUCAAGCUUCAUCUCCAGAUGAGGUUGCUUUGGUAAAAAUAGCUGAAGAUCUUAAAAUGGAAUUGGUUAAACGUGACUAGUCAAAAAUUGUAAUCAAAAAUGCAAAGGGAGAUGAGGAAACUUUUUUAGUUUUGGCAAAUUUCCCUUUCACAAGUGAGUCAAAGCGUAUGGGUAUUAUUCUCAGACAUUAAUCAACUAAUAGGGUCAUUUUUUACUUGAAGGGUGCUGAUUCUAUAAUGAAAAGUAGAGUACCUGAAGUUUAAAGAGGUUUCUUAUUAGAUGAGUGUGAAAAUCUUGCUAGAGAAGGUCUUCGUACUUUAGUCAUCACUCAAAAGUAUUUAACUGAAGAAGAGUAUUAAGAAUGGAGUAGAAAGUACUAAGAAGCACAAAGUAACGAUAAUUUCGGUAACAGAGAAGAAAAAAUUCGUGAAGUUGUUGAUUAACUUGAAUUAAAUAUGGAAUUCUUGGGUAUCACUGGUGUUGAAGAUAAGUUAUAAGAAGAUGUAGCUACAACAAUUUCAAGUUUAAGAAGAGGUGGUAUCAAUGUAUGGAUGCUUACAGGUGAUAAGGUUGAAACUGCUACUUGUAUUGCUAUAUCUACUGGAUUAAAGAGUAUCACUGAAGAUAUUUUUAUCAUAAGAGAUGUUGAAGAUGAAAUGAUUUUAACUCAAAAGCUUAAUGAAUACGGAAAAAAGAAUGCUGUCCUUGUUAUCGAUGGUGUCUCUUUAUAAACUGCCCUCACUCAUAGAGAAAAAUUAUUCUUCGAGGUAGCUACUAGUGCUCCAAGUGUUGUUUGUUGUAGAUGCUCUCCCACUUAAAAAGCAGUAGUUACCGAUGGUAUUAAGAAUCACACAAACAAAAUUACAUUAGCUAUAGGUGAUGGUGGCAACGAUGUUGGUAUGAUUUAAAGCGCUCACGUUGGUAUUGGUAUUGUAGGCAAAGAAGGAAAAUAAGCUGCUCUUGCUUCAGAUUACUCAAUUUUGAAAUUUAAAUAUCUUGCCAAAUUACUUUUGUUCCAUGGUAGACUUAAUUACAAGAGAACUGCAGUUAUGAGUCAAUUCGUUAUUCACAGAGGUACUAUUAUUUCAAUCAUGUAGACAAUAUUUAACUGUAUCUUUUACUUUGUCCCUAUUCCUUUGUACAAUGGUUUCUUGAUGCUUGGUUAUACUACUGUUUAUACUUUACUUCCUGUAUUUUGCCUUCUUUUGGAUCAAGAUGUUAAUCCUAAGGCUGCUUUGGAGUAUCCUGAGCUGUACAAAACAUUGCAAAGUGGUAGAGAUUUAAAUCUUAAAACUUUCUUGAUGUGGGUCUUUAAGAGUAUCUAUUAAGGAAUGAUCAUCAUGGCUCUUGCCUUCACACUUUUUGAUAAUAGUUAUUUCCAUAUUGUUACAAUUACAUUCUCUACAUUGGUAUUAUGUGAAAUUCUAAAUGUCCAUUCUGAGCUUAAUAGAAUCACUUGGAUGACAGUUCUUUUCACUAUUGGAACAAUUGCCUUUUACGUUUUAUCAGUUUAUUUCAUAAAUGAAUACUUAGAUAUGAAGGCUAUCAAUAUUGAUUUUGCUAUAAAUAUUGUAAUCAUAUCUGCUAUUUGCUGGCUACCAUUCUGGGCUGUAAAGAAAUACUAUAGUAUGGUUUAACCUGAUGACUAUUAGACUAUCAUGAAGCUUGUAAGAAAAUAAGAAGCUGAAGAAAAAAUCUUUGGUGAAAAUGUUAACGAUGAAAUGAGACCCUUAGAAGACUUUGGUCCUGCUAAGGAUUAGUCUUGA
Tetrahymena thermophila SB210 is the source of this 3234-nucleotide messenger RNA. RefSeq names its product phospholipid-translocating P-type ATPase, flippase family protein. The record is from RefSeq and is a predicted model, not a curated record. Gene Ontology annotation, cellular component: trans-Golgi network; plasma membrane; endosome. The transcript is spliced from 6 exons. Gene Ontology annotation, biological process: retrograde vesicle-mediated transport, Golgi to endoplasmic reticulum; endocytosis; phospholipid translocation. Gene Ontology annotation, molecular function: ATP hydrolysis activity; magnesium ion binding; ATPase-coupled intramembrane lipid carrier activity. Lineage: Eukaryota; Ciliophora; Oligohymenophorea; Hymenostomatida; Tetrahymenidae.